AUAGUCGGGCGAAGUGUAAGCCUCUUACCUCCUUAGCUGCUGCGGCUGGGCUGUCCGCGGCCGCUUCUCACGUGCGGCAUGCUGCUCCUGGCGUUGGGCGUCCCGUGGGCGUCCGGAUUGCGGCUCAGCGGGAAGAGGACGGCAUUGUGGGCGGCCACUGCGCUUCGAGGCCCCAGGGAGACUGUCCCCCGGGCGGCUUCUUUCAGUGGGCUCUCCCGGCCAGUCGGCGGCGGGAGCGCGGGGCUACGGGGAGCCGCGCCCCUGCUCCGGCGUCCCAGGCGAGCGCAGAUACCUGUUUUUUGGGAAGGAUGUGUUCGAUGCUUGCAUACACAACUUGACCAAUCAGACGAUGGAAGACUGAUUUAUACUGGGAAUUUGGCCCGAGCAGUAUUUGGUGUGAAGUGUUUCUCUUAUACUACAAGUUUGAUCAGCUUUGUAUUGGUACCAUACAUUUUUACACAAGAUAUUAAUGGACUUGUAAGUCUGCCUGCGAAAAUCUUUUUUUAUGGCAUCAUAGGGAGUUUUGCAUUUAUCACUCCAGUGCUGCUUCACUUUAUUACAAAAAGCUAUGUCAUUCGCUUGUACCAUGAGGCCACAACAGACACUUACAAAGCCAUUACUUACAAUUUUGUGCUUAGAGAAACAAGUACAGUGUUCCAUCAGAAUGAUGUGAUUGUUCCAGACAAGACAUAUCUGUUUACCACAUUUUGUGCUAAAACAAAAUCACUGUUAGUUAAUCCAUUGCACUUUCCAGAGCUUGAAGACUAUUUGCAUCUAAUGGGUUAUGACAGAACGUUCAGUUUUGAUGCAAAAGAAAUUGCUGAAGAGUUCAAGAAGGAGGAAUGAGCAUAUUGUUUUUUAGUUUGUGAUUAUAUGUGAUUUAUGUCUCAAUGUAUAAUAAUUGUCUUUACUUUUGUAUUCUCUUAAUGACUGAUGAAGAUAACUUGAAAUUGUCAAACAGAGCUUUUAAUUAAUGUUCAGAGAAUGAUAACUCUUUUAUAAUAAACUAUGUUUGAAAACAUACUAUGUACCAUUUGUGCUAGAAAAGGUAUGUGUGACUAUACAUGUUCAUCAUGGUAUAUGCAUGGAUUAUUUAAGAGCUAUAUGUAAGUGUGGUUGCCUCUGAACUGGGGAUCUGCUAGAAUUAAAUGGGAGAGUUACUUUUUUUCUUUCUGUUUGGAUUUUUCUUUGUGUAUGAAUAUUCUUGUCCUACA
Otolemur garnettii (small-eared galago) is the source of this 1214-nucleotide messenger RNA. It is a transcript of the gene TMEM70, whose product is annotated as transmembrane protein 70. Gene Ontology annotation, cellular component: mitochondrial membrane. The transcript is spliced from 3 exons. Gene Ontology annotation, biological process: mitochondrial proton-transporting ATP synthase complex assembly. The coding region runs from base 79 to 846 and encodes 255 amino acids. The record is from RefSeq and is a predicted model, not a curated record. Lineage: Eukaryota; Metazoa; Chordata; Mammalia; Primates; Galagidae.